AGUCGAGAUGAAAGAUCAUCACACACCGAUGCGAGGCCUGAAAUUAACCAUACCUGGGUCUCUUCUUGGCUCUUCUCCUGUAUUAGAUUUUUUAGAUUUUCUUACCUCAGGUGUGACAUACCUUCAGCAGGAAAAGGAAAAAGGACCCUCAGCAUGUCUAUAGGGCUGGAGUUGAUUGGCAUUUCCCUCUGCAUUUUAGGAUGGCUUAUUGCCAUUGUGGCUUGUGCCCUCCCGAUGUGGAGGGUGACAGCCUUCAUUGGUAGCAACAUUGUGACGGCUCAGAUCAUCUGGGAGGGCCUGUGGAUGACUUGCGUGGUCCAGAGCACUGGACAGAUGCAGUGUAAGGUGUAUGACUCUAUGCUCGCCCUCUCCCAAGAUCUUCAAGCUGCCCGAGCUCUCACGGUCAUUUCCAUCCUGUUAGCAAUCUUGGCUUUGCUCAUUGCAAUUGCUGGGGCCAAGUGCACCAAUUGCAUUGAAGACGAGGCAUCCAAGGCCAAGGUGAUGAUCAUCUCUGGAGUCUUCUUCAUUGUAUCCGGUGUCAUGCAGCUCAUUCCUGUCUCCUGGUCUGCGAACACCAUAAUCAGGGAUUUCUACAAUCCGUUACUCACUGAUGCUCAGCGGAGGGAACUGGGAGCUGCAUUGUAUAUUGGCUGGGCAGCCGCUGCACUCCUGAUUCUGGGUGGUGGACUGCUCUGUUUCUCCUGUCCGCCUCGUGAGACACGAUACAACCCGUCACGAAUGGCUUAUUCUACCCCACGGUCUGUCGGUGCCCAAGGUUUAGAAAGGAAAGACUAUGUAUGAACCAAAAAGAAAAAAAAACGGUACUUAGUCUUGAACUCGCUCACCCCAUGAGAUUGUCUUUAGACAAAGAGCUCAUAAAAAAUGAGAACUGUUAAUGAAGGAUGCAUUUGAUUUUGCCUGUAAUAUUAAGUAUUUUUGUGAUGGGCUUUGUGCUUUUCAAGAGACUGAAAAAGACAUGUCUGUGCAUAUCUUAGUACUCCAUCUUUUUCUGGUUAAUAUUGUUCAUUUUAUUGUUACUGUUACAUUUUGUAUUUUAUAUGGUACCAGCUUCUUUACAUGUUUACAAAGGCAUAUUUUUUUCCACAAGCCACCACUGCCACAUUCAUGCUGAAGCAUCCCUCUGUAGAAAACUGAAAAAUUUGGUGUGUUGAAUAGCAUACAGAGCUGUCAAAAGGAUUAUGUCUUGUAAAUACUGUAGUAAUAAUAUCAAUAAUGACCUGUACCAGCCAAGACAAAUGAUAACAUGCAUUAAAUUGAGUUUCUAUUACAUUGUGGAAAGGGUCUGCUGAGAGACUGGAAGUUGCAGGACACACAGUGUCCACAGUGUGUACUGAGAAUAAAAGAACAUGGAUUCUGAGGCAACUUGUAACUGAGUUAAUCAUGCUGUAUUACAUACAACUGAUGGAUAUGUAUUAUUCAAUGGCCUUUUUUCUAAAUAAAAAUGACUUUUUAAGAUAUUA
Molecule: messenger RNA, 1481 nt
Organism: Oreochromis aureus
Lineage: Eukaryota; Metazoa; Chordata; Actinopteri; Cichliformes; Cichlidae
Product: claudin-3-like
Exons: 1
Coding region: 154-801 (215 amino acids)
Biological process (GO): cell adhesion; bicellular tight junction assembly
Cellular component (GO): plasma membrane; bicellular tight junction
Molecular function (GO): structural molecule activity
Source: RefSeq, a predicted model, not a curated record